AUGUCGCACUCUAAACGCUUGAGUGUGGUGGCGUCUGUACAUUUUUUUAUUAUCCCACAACGAUGGGUAAUGGCCAUCAUGGGAUUUCUGGCGGUGGCGAACGCAUACACAAUGCGUGUGUGUCUGAACAUAGCCAUCACACAGAUGGUCAGGCGGCAUGCACCAUCAUCGGCGUACGAAGAAGGAUCCUGUCCUGCUGAAGUUGAGGAAGCACUAUCAGAUACUUCUGAAAUCAGUGGAUACAAUUGGGAUGAAGAGACUCAGGGCAUUAUUUUGAGCGCAUUCUAUUACGGAUACAUUGUAACGCACUUACCUGGUGGAAUGUUAGCUGAGAGAUUUGGCGGGAAAUACUCCCUUGGUUUUGGAGUACUUAGUACAGCUGUUUUCACUCUACUCACACCAUGGACUGUGAAUAUAGGCGGCGCCACGGGCCUUAUUAUUUUACGAGUCUUGGAAGGACUCGGGGAGGGUACAACGUUCCCUGCUUUGAAUGCAAUGCUUGCCCGAUGGGCUCCAGUAUCUGAGAGAGGAAGAAUGGGUUCCCUUGUAUUUGGAGGAGCUCAAAUAGGAAAUAUUGCUGGAACAUAUUUAUCUGGAUUAGUCAUUAAAGAGACUGGUGACUGGGAGUCUGUAUUCUAUCUCUUCGGCAGUAUUGGAAUUUUGUGGUUCAUUUUAUGGGCUCUACUUUGUUACAACGACCCUGAAUCACAUCCGUACAUAUCUGACAAAGAGAAGAAAUACCUGGAAGAAGCGCUUGGUAGACAUCGUAAUAGCCAACCAUCAGCUAUUCCGUGGAAAGCUAUCUUUAUGUCCGUUCCGCUUUGGGCUCUUGUGUGUGCACAGAUCGGCCACGAUUACGGCUAUUUCACAAUGGUCACGGACUUACCAAAAUAUAUGACCGGCGUCCUGAAAUUCGACAUCCACAGAACGGGAACGUUGGCUGCGUUACCUUAUAUUGUGAUGUGGAUAAGCUCAAUCAUAUUCGGCUGGCUGUGUGAUAAGAUUGUUAAGAGGCAAUGGAUGACUGUCACUAAUGCUAGGAAGACUUUUACGACUAUCGCAUCUGUCGGCCCCGGUAUCUGCAUGAUCCUAGCGUCAUACUCCGGCUGUAAUACUGAGACAGUUGUCAUAUUAUUCACGGCUUCGAUGGGUCUUAUGGGAGCCUUUUAUCCAGGAAUGAAAGUGAACGCUCUCGACCUCAGCAGUAACUACGCUGGUACCAUAAUGGCUAUUGUGAAUGGCAUAGGAGCUAUUACUGGAAUAAUAGCGCCUUUCUUAGUUGGGCUGUUGACACCUGAUAGCACUCUCGUACAAUGGCGUCUAGUAUUUUGGAUCACCCUAGCGGUAUUUAUCGUUACGAAUUUAGUAUUCGUGGCAUGGGCAUCCGGCGAUGAACAAUGGUGGAACAGCACACCUCAAGAAGCGAGAAAGCAGACAGAGGCUUCAGGGUCUGUUAAUACUGAAGUUAAGACUCAGGCGUAG
Pieris macdunnoughi is the source of this 1482-nucleotide messenger RNA. The record is from the annotation of a GenBank genome assembly. Lineage: Eukaryota; Metazoa; Arthropoda; Insecta; Lepidoptera; Pieridae.